Sesamum indicum (sesame) is the source of this 2055-nucleotide messenger RNA. RefSeq names its product putative hexosyltransferase MUCI70. NCBI's taxonomy places the organism in Eukaryota, Viridiplantae, Streptophyta, Magnoliopsida, Lamiales, Pedaliaceae. The record is from RefSeq and is a predicted model, not a curated record.
GAAACAGAGCGACGGUGGCAGAUGGAUGGUACCCAGCCACGACGAAAGCGCCGCGGUGAAGGAGGAAGAAACGGAUUUUCCAAGUUUUAGAGGCUUAGGAUGAGGAGAUAGUAUAGCCGCGGCGGCCGCCGGCAAUCGCGGUGAACAGCAAAUCGGCUUUCCCGCUUAACUGGUAUUGGACCGACCAAGCUUCAUAAUUCAACAGUUGGGUCAUUCAUGCUUAAACCGGACCGCCCCAUGGAACGACGACGUACUGUGUUAACAACCAAAUCUACCGUUCUACUCUCAUCUGUUUCUACUCUUGGUUUGAAGAAAACACUAAGAACUCUGCCCAAGAUCAGAUCUUUGUCACUCCACCACUCACCUCCGUCUACUAUUUAAUAGUUCAUCGUUCCUCUGAUAAAUAAGCAGACCUGUUAUUUUGAGACACUAAUUCAUGGAUAAUGAUUCCCAGCGGUCCGUUUCUUUGCGGGCUGCCCGAAGAACUCACAACCAACAUACAAAAGAUACAGAAGGAGGCAUUUCAUAUAGUGGGAAAUUAUCGCAGGAGUACACGAUGAAGAUUAUUUGGAAAAAGGGUUUUGUUCGGUUAAUUCUUAUGGCGGGAAUUAUUUGGAUGCUACUAAUUCUCGCCGUUUUGUUGUUUCAUAUUUGGACUUGCCAAUCUUCUGUUGCGUCUUUUGCAGCCCUCUGUAACAAAGAUAGCAAGGUAUUUGGCAUGUUAAACAAUAUGGGACUUGUGACACCACCACAUCGGUGUCCCAUCCCUGUUGCUGAUGACCCUGAGAAAAUAACUAUUCCUGAGGAAAGAACACCUGAAAACGUAGUCAGGAGACUGUCCUACAUUGUGGAAGGCAACAUCUCGACCAAUGGAUCUGAAUCUUCUCCUCUCUUUGGUGGGCAUCAGAACUGGCAGCAAAGAGAGGAAAGCUUCAAAAUCAAACCAACCAUGAAGGUGCAUUGUGGUUUUAUGCAAGGUGGUGGUGACGAGAUGGACCCAAAAGAUGUUGAAUAUGUAAAAAGAUGUAGAUUUGUUGUUGCAACUGGCAUAUUUGACGCUUAUGAUUUGCCUCACCAGCCAUCCAAUAUUAGCAAGCGUUCAAAAAGUCUAUUUUGUUUUCUAAUGGUGGUUGAUGAAGUGUCUCUUCACUUCAUCAAAACUAAUGUUACAGUGAGAGAGGAUAAUGAUGGAGGGCAAUGGGUUGGUAUCUGGCGUCUGAUUUUGCUUAAGCAUCAGCCAUAUGAUGAACCUCGAAGAAAUGGGAAGGUCCCCAAAAUAUUAACCCAUAGGCUAUUUCCUCAAGCCCAGUACAGCAUCUGGAUUGAUGGCAAAAUGGAGCUUAUAGUUGAUCCAUUACUUCUACUCGAGAGAUAUUUAUGGCGUGGGAAGAAUACGUUUGCUAUUGCUCAGCAUAAACACCAUCGAAAUAUAUAUGAAGAGGCUGAUGCAAACAAAAGGAGGAAGCGAUAUGCUCGACCUCUAAUUGAUAUGCACAUGAAAAUAUAUCGUUAUGAGGGACUGGAGCCUUGGAGUCGCCACAAAAGCACCUUAAGUGAUGUACCUGAAGGAGCCAUCAUAAUACGUGAACAUACUGCGCUCAGUAAUCUGUUUAGCUGCUUAUGGUUCAAUGAAGUUAACCUAUUUACCCCAAGAGAUCAGUUAAGCUUCGGAUAUGUUGUCCAUAGGUUAGGAAGUAGGUUCAAGUUUUUCAUGUUUCCCAAUUGUGAGUACAACUCAAUCUUUAUACUGCACCCGCACACUCGCGAACAUUCAUCUAAAGUAGAAUGGGCAAAAACAAUGGAAGAGUUCAAGAAACACCCUGAGUUGAGAGAGAGUAGAGGAGGGUUGGGGCUGUGGACUCCUUAUCCUGGAAACCUUGAUUUGGUUGUAUUACCACCGGUAGCCAGAACUUCGAAAGCGGGCUGAAAAAAUAGAAUAACUUAUGUAUGUUUUAACAAUCCCCACAUUGUUCCCCUUUAUCUCAUGCUCUUAUGGAUUAACCCAGAUCAUCUCAGUAAGUUGAAAUCCUAUGAGCUGCUAAAUUUAAGUUACUA